This is a messenger RNA of Strongylus vulgaris, 312 nucleotides long. Lineage: Eukaryota; Metazoa; Nematoda; Chromadorea; Rhabditida; Strongylidae. The record is from the annotation of a GenBank genome assembly.
AUGAGCGUCUUAACGAAACUACGCGAAUGCGAACCUCAUGUGAUGGAAAUCUUCUACAAAUCUGCAUUUUUAUCCUGUAUCGAAGAUAGAAAAUAUCAUCGAAGAAAUGGAUGCUCGAUUGCUACAAUUCGUGACCAUGCUCACAUUCUUGUCGAUUUUGUCGAAUCCAUAAUACAAAUGAUGUUUGAGGAAACAACAGAAGGACAUACGCUUGAUCCAGAAAGCAUUGGCGCAGCACACUCUCGUCUUACACCUCUUGGCUUCGACAGAAAAAUAUGGCAUGUAUUCGGAGAGUGUUUCGCUGAGGUAUAA